AUGAGUGAUUAUCAUGAAGCCAAAACCCUGGCGCUCAGUGCACAACUUGCGGGCAGCCCAACAGGGAGUCAUAACAAGCCUUCACUCUCUGCCUGGCCAAGCCAUAUUGUUCCUUUGGGACAGCGUGUGGAACUUCAAUGUGACUCUCAUAUUAACUAUUACGCAUUCAAGUUGUACAAAGAACAUGGUAAUCCUAUCCCUCAGAUCCAGGGAAGACCAUUCCAGAAGAUAUUUGCCUUGAAUCCUGUGACAUCAGCACAUGCAGGGACAUACAGAUGCCAUGGUUUUGAUUCUCAUUACUCUUUUAAAAUUUUAGCAAUAAGUGACCCUGUGGAGAUCAUAAUUUCAGGAAUCCACAAGAAGCCUUUCCUCUUGGCCUUACAACCUCCCCUGGUGGAUUUAGGACAGAAGGUGACACUGGAGUGUCGAUCAGAGAUUAUGUUUGACACCUUCGUUUUGACUUCACACAAAAAUGGAACAAUCAAGGACUCUUUCAAGCUUUCUGCAGAAUAUCAUCUUGGGGGUUCCCAGGCCAACUUCUCAAUAGGUCCUGUGACACCUGACCAUGCUGGAACUUACAAAUGCUAUGGUUCUUACAAUCACUCACCAUAUGAGUGGUCAGACUCUAGUGACCCCAUUGAUAUAAAGAUCACAGGUUUAUACAAGAAACCUUUUCUGUCAGCCCUAAUGGGUCCUGUGGUGAUGCCAGGAGAGAACAUGACCUUGUCCUGUGUCUCUGACCUUCAGUUUGAUAUGUUCCAUCUGUCCAGGGAAGGGAGCCCCAAGGAACAAGGGCUGCCUUCAGUGAAGAGCCACAAUGGAACAUUCCAAGCCAACUUCCAUCUUGGUCCUGUGGUCCAGGCAGGGUACUAUAGAUGCUAUGGCUCUUUCAGGAACACUUCCUAUUUGUGGUCAACCCCAAGUGACCCCUUGUACCUUCCUGUCACAGAUACCCACAGGAACCUUCAUAUGCUGAUUGGACUGUCAGUGACCAUGAUCCUUGUCUUCCUCAUCAUCCUCCUUUUUUCUUUUUGCUUUGCCAAAAAGAGUAAGUCUCAGGAACAAGCCAGUGAAAGUCAUCUGAGUAGUGUGAGAAAACAAGAGCAGAGAAAUAGAGGUGUGUAUUCUUAA
Molecule: messenger RNA, 1131 nt
Organism: Peromyscus maniculatus bairdii (prairie deer mouse)
Lineage: Eukaryota; Metazoa; Chordata; Mammalia; Rodentia; Cricetidae
Source: RefSeq, a predicted model, not a curated record